UCUGAACACGUGGUACAGCAGACACGCUUCCUCCAUUUACCUGAUCCAGAGACUGACUUUAUAAAACACCAGCUAACACAGAAAGUUACAGUCGUUCGUUUUCAGUUGAUCCCAGUCCGUCUAAACAUGUCUUUCUGUUCAUUCUCUGGAGGGGAGAUUUAUAAAGAUCAUUUUGAGAGCGGCAUGUAUGUGUGUGCUCAGUGUGGAUACGAGCUGUUCUCCAGCAGAUCCAAAUACGAGCACUCGUCCCCCUGGCCAGCUUUCACUGAAACCAUUCACGAAGACAGUGUGUCGAAGCAGGAGGAGAGAUGGGGCGCCUACAAGGUCAAAUGUGGAAAGUGUGGAAAUGGUCUUGGCCACGAGUUUGUGAAUGAUGGACCCAAACACGGCCUCUCACGAUUCUGAAUAUUCAGCAGCUCUCUGAAGUUCAUUCCUAAAGUGAAGAGUGAGCAUCAGUAGAGCUCGGUUGAUGUGAGAGAGGAUGGAGGAGCUCAAAUGUGUCUACCGUGUGGAUGGCGAAUGAAACGCACUGAAGAAAAGCCCAGCGAGGAACAUUCAGAGCGAGGAUGUGUAAAACAGCCUCAUGGGACACAUUAAGAUGCUCACUCACAAUUACUGCUACUGACAAUCAACACGCACAACCAUGCAUGAUCAAUUCUUUUAGAAAAUACACUACAGUCCAAAAAGGUUUGGGGUCAAAAGAUUUUUAUAAAUAAAAAAUAUUAAUAAAAUGUUAAGUGUUAGAAUGAACAUUAAACAUAUUUUAAAGUGUAAUUAAUUCUUGUGAUCAAAAUAUUUUAGAUAUUAUUACAAUUUUAACUAUAUUGUUUCUAUUUGAAUAUAUACAGUGGUGGAAAUAAGUAUUGAACACGUCACCAUUUUUCUCAGAAAACAUAUUUCUAAAGGUGCUGUUGACUUGAAAUUUUCACCAGUGUUGAUAACAACCACAGAAAUACAUAUAUGAAAUGAAACCAAAUCUAGUUAGUUUACAAAUGAAGUUGUGUGUAAUAAAAUGAAAUGACACAGGGAAAAAGUAUAGAACACAUGAAGAAAGGAAGGUGUAUUAAGGGCCCAGACAGCAGCUGAAAUCUCUCAGUAGUUUUUUAGCAUCCCUCUGCCCUUCCUCAUUAUUAUUAUUAUUAUUAGUAGUAGUAUUAGCUGCUUCAAACCAGCAUUUACAUUAGCAGGAUGAUGAAGUUGAAACCAUGGUGGGUAUUUCAGCAAGACAAUGAUCCAAUUUGUCUUCAGCAAGACAAAUUGAUCAUGCAUGGUCCAUGAAGACAUUUUGUAAAUAAGCGUCAGGAGAAACUACGCUGAUCAGGCAAUGAGCCACAGUCAAGCAAACUCAAAUGCCUUCAGAGAAAGAAAAUCAAGCUGUAGAAUGGCCCAGCCAAUUACCUGUCUUAAAUCCAAUAAAGAAUACAAAAUAAAGAUUAGAUUUGAAACCACAUUUGAAACCCAAAGUUCCAUCAAGACUUUUACACUCUGUUGAAGUCUGAAUGAAACGCGUCUUUAAGCUGCCAUCACCAAAAAAAGCUUUUUAUAUAAAGUAUUAAAAUACAUUUCAGUAGUUCAGUACUUUCUCCUUGUGUCAUUCCAUUGUUAUUACACAUAACUCAUUUGUUUAAUUUUUAUGUUUGUGUUGUUUGGGUUUUAACAAAAUCUGGUUCAAUUCCAUGUCAACAGCUCCUUUAGAAAUAUUAUUCCCAGAAAGCAACAUUCAAAACCUAUUUUCCCCACUGUAAUUUAAAAAGUUGUCAGUGUUAUAUGAUCCUUUAGAAAUCAUUCUGACGCCCAAGAAACAUUAAACAGUUUUUUUGUGGACAUGACUCCAAACUUUUGAACAAAAUUACACCUUUUAUCUUAGGUUUUAUAGAUUAACAGUUAUCCUUUAGAUGUUUUGGUUAACUUCGAAAUCUCAAAUGCUGACUUUAUCAUUUAUGCUGUUCUAAUUGGACAUGAGGAAAUAAUCUUUUGGAUUUAGUUUUGCACAUUUACCACUUUGACCUAAAUUCAUAAUUUAUUUUUAAGCCAUUUUGUUGUUUUCAAAAAUAAAAGCAAUUGUAUGUGAAAAAACAUGGGUGAAAUAAUGCUCAGUGUUACAUAUUUAUAAAAAAAAUUAAACAUGAUAAUUAUUAUAUAAUUCAUAUAUAAAAGUGAUCAUGCCAAAUUUGAUUAUAUUUUAAAUCAUCAAAUACUUCUUGAUUGACAAAAGAUGGUAUCUCAGAUUUAUAAUGUAAAUAAAUAAGUAAUGUUUUAAAUAAUCACUAUUUUGGUGCUACUUAAAUGUGACCCUAAAACACAAAAUCAGUUGCACGAGUCAAUUAUUAGCAAAAGAAAAAAAUAGAUUGUAUAGAGCAAAAUGAUAGAUUUUUCAUUUCUGCCAAAAAUCAUUCGAAUAUUAAGUAAAGAUCAUAGUCCAUGAAGACAUUUAGUAAAUUUCCUACUGUAAACAUAUUUAAACAUCAUUUUGAUCAGUAAUGUGCAUUGCUAAGCACUUCAUUUAGACAACCGAAAAGAUGAUUUUAUAAAUAUUUAUAUUUUCUGAACCCUCAGAUUCCAGAUAUUCCAGAUUCCAAAUAUUGUCUUAUCCUAACAAACCAUACAUCAAUUAAAGGCUUAUUUAAUAAAGCGUUUAGAUGAUUUAUCCAUCUCAAUUUCAAAAACAUUACAGUUAUAGCUGGUUUUGUGUUCCAGGGUCACAAAAACAGUCUUUUAAUACGUCAUUAGAUAAUUUUUGCUUUAAAAAAAAGAAACUAAUUUUGUGCUAUAUUAUAUAUUGUUACACUAAAUUACAUUGUCUUCUUUAAAUCAUGAUAAAAACGUCAUUAUUGUUUGCUCAGAUUUUUUAAAAUAUACAUCAGGCCACAUAAUAUUCAAAAUACAAAUUAAAGCUCUAUCACACAUGCAAAAUAAUCUAUUUUGGACACUAUUUCUGCAGUUUCCGGCUGUAUAUCAGUGUUUGUGUCAUUCAAUCACUAAACAUUGUUUGCACAUUAAACUGCUGGAUGUUUCUGUUGUUACACAUUGAUGGAGACCCAGAAGAUGCUCAAAGUCUAAAAUCUCUUUAAAUUAGAUCAGUAAAUCAAUUAUUGGUGUGACUAAAUAUGUAAUGAGUUUGUUGACACUUUGAAUGUAAAAAUACAUCCACACUACCUUGAUGGUAAAAGCAAACAAGACAGCAAGAAACAAACAAAAAUAUCUGUAAUAUUCAUUUGCUUCACAUUAAACUGCUUAAUCAUU
Molecule: messenger RNA, 3243 nt
Organism: Danio aesculapii
Lineage: Eukaryota; Metazoa; Chordata; Actinopteri; Cypriniformes; Danionidae
Gene: msrb1a
Product: methionine sulfoxide reductase B1a
Exons: 4
Molecular function (GO): peptide-methionine (R)-S-oxide reductase activity
Source: RefSeq, a predicted model, not a curated record